Messenger RNA from Eublepharis macularius, 3271 nucleotides. RefSeq names its product DDB1 and CUL4 associated factor 6 (gene DCAF6). Gene Ontology annotation, molecular function: protein binding. Gene Ontology annotation, biological process: positive regulation of transcription by RNA polymerase II. Gene Ontology annotation, cellular component: cytoplasm; Cul4-RING E3 ubiquitin ligase complex. Lineage: Eukaryota; Metazoa; Chordata; Lepidosauria; Squamata; Eublepharidae. The transcript is spliced from 21 exons. Bases 153 to 2900 code for a protein of 915 amino acids. The record is from RefSeq and is a predicted model, not a curated record.
UGUUGUUGAAGCGGCUCCCUGACAGGGGUGAGGUUGGCGGUAGCGGCGACGCGCGCGCGCAAAGCGCGCCCGCGGGUCUCCAUGGUGAAGGCGAGGGUGGGAAGAGCGAGCGGCCGCGACCAGCCGGAGACCCCUCGUCAGCGCGCGCUGCCAUGUCCCGGGGGUGCUGCACCCACCUCCUGUGGGAUGUGAGGAAGCGGAGCCUGGGGCUGGAGGAGCCUGGCCUGCUGCGGAGGCGAUACCUGGGAAGAAGAGAAUUUAUCCAAAGAUUAAAACUUGAAGCAACGCUUAAUGUGCAUGAUGGCUGUGUGAACACAAUUUGCUGGAAUGAUACAGGAGAGUAUAUUUUAUCUGGAUCCGAUGAUACUAAUCUUGUAAUCACUAAUCCGUAUAGUAGAAAGGUUUUAACAACCAUUCGCUCAGGACACAGGGCAAAUAUAUUCAGUGCAAAAUUCUUACCAUGCACUAAUGAUAAGCAGAUUGUGUCCUGUUCUGGAGAUGGAGUCAUUUUUUUUACUAAUGUAGAGCAGGAUGCUGAAACCAACAGACAGUGCCAAUUUACAUGCCACUAUGGAACCACUUAUGAGAUUAUGACAGUCCCAAAUGAUCCCUAUACUUUCCUGUCUUGUGGAGAAGAUGGCACUGUAAGGUGGUUUGAUACUAGAAUCAAGACAAGUUGCUCAAAAGAAGAUUGUAAAGAUGAUAUUUUAAUAAACUGUAGAAGGGCUGCCACCUCUGUAGCUAUUUGCCCUCCAAUACCAUAUUAUCUUGCAGUUGGUUGCUCCGAUAGUUCAGUAAGGAUAUAUGAUCGACGAAUGCUUGGCACAAGAGCAACAGGUAAUUAUGCAGGCCGAGGCACUACAGGGUUGGUUGCACGUUUUGUUCCUCCCCAUCUCAACAACAAAUCCUGCAGGGUAACAUCCCUGUGCUACAGUGAAGAUGGCCAAGAAAUUCUUGUGAGUUAUUCUUCAGACUACAUAUACUUGUUUGACCCCAAGGAUGAUACAGCUAGAGAACUUAAAGUUCCUUCUGCAGAAGAGAGAAGAGAAGAGUUACGGCAGCCUCCUGUCAAACGUUUGCGACUGCGAGGUGAUUGGUCAGAUACUGGACCGAGAGCAAGGCCUGAAAGUGAACGAGAAAGAGAUGGGGAGCAGAGCCCUAAUGUUUCAUUAAUGCAAAGGAUGUCUGACAUGUUGUCAAGGUGGUUUGAAGAAGCAAGUGAAGUCGCACAGAGCAACAGAGGAAGAGGAAGAUCUCGAUCUAGAGGUGGGACUAGUAGGUCAGAUGUCUCUGCUGCUGCUGGUGCCCUUGCAAGUACUGAAACAGAGGCUGCAAUGGAAGUGGAUGGUCCAGAACAGCUUCAGUCAUCAUCCUCUACAAUGUCAGCACAAGCUCCUUCAACAUCCUCCUCAACAGAAAGCCCCCCUUCUACUUCCUUACUGUCAUCUCCUGACAGUGAACAAAGGCCUUCCUUGGAAACCUCCGUACCUCCUACACUCCAUCAGUCUGAAUUAAUGGCGCCUGAGUUAGCUAUACUCCGUAGGGGCCUGCAGCGGCUGAGGCUUAAGAAGGCUGAACAGCAGAGACAGCGAGAGAUAGCUGAGGGUUCAGCACAACAGUCCUCCAGCUCUGAUCAGUCUUCCCCUAAGGGCUCCUCACAGGACCCUCAGCCUACAGAUGAUGAAAAGAUGAGCCCACGGCCAGGAACAGGUGAACCUGUUUUAAGUUUACAUUACAGUACAGAAGGAACAACUACAAGCACAAUAAAACUGGACUUCACUGAUGAGUGGAGCAGCACAGCUUCAAGUUCCAGGGGGAGCGGAAGUCAUAGCAAGCCUGAAGGUCAGGAAGAAUCCCUAAGAACCCAGAGCUCAGAGGCACCAACACCAGAGAGUGAAGAAUCAAGAGUCCUUGAAGAAUCACAUGAGGAUAUUACAAAUGUUGAAGAACUGAUACCUACACAUGGAAAUGUUGGAACACCACAUUCAGAUGAUGCAUCUGACCAGCCUGAGGCUAGCAUGGAACAAGAAAAUGAACGUCAUCUUGACAUCAACCUUCCCCUGGAGCCUGGCAGGUUGUCUGUCAAAGAAACAGAUGAGCGAGGAACUCUGAGUCAGCAAAGUAGAGAAUCUACUGCCAGCGUGAACAAUACAAAUCAUGAACCUCCAUCCCAGCCUGAUUCCUCGGGGCUCGCUUCUCAUGAAGAGUCAUCCACAAGAAGUUCUGCUUUUCAAGAAACUGAUGAUAGUGAUGAUGACCCUGUCCUGAUACCUGGUGCAAGGUAUCGUGGAGGAGUAGGUCAUAGAUAUAUCAGAGGAACAACAGUAGGUGAUAGAAUAAUGAGGCGAUCAGCAGUUGCUCGUAUCCAGGAACUCUUCAGAAGAAGAAAAGAAAGAAAAGAGAUGGAAGAAUUGGAAACCUUGAAUAUUAGACGUCCUUUAAUAAAAAUGGUUUAUAAAGGUCAUCGUAAUUCCCGGACAAUGAUAAAAGAAGCUAAUUUCUGGGGUUCUAACUUUGUUAUGAGUGGUUCAGAUUGUGGCCAUAUUUUCAUCUGGGAUCGGCAUACCGCUGAACACUUGAUGCUCCUGGAAGCAGAUAACCAUGUGGUGAACUGUUUGCAGCCACAUCCAUUUGACCCAAUUCUAGCCUCAUCUGGUAUUGAUUAUGAUAUAAAAAUCUGGUCACCGCUAGAAGAGUCCAAGAUUUUUAAUCGCAAGCUUGCUGAUGAGGUUAUAACUCGAAAUGAAUUAAUGCUGGAAGAAACCAGAAACACAAUCACUGUUCCAGCUUCUUUCAUGUUAAGGAUGUUGGCAUCUCUGAACCAUAUAAGAGCAGACCGUCUGGAAGGUGACAGGUCUGAAGGGUCUGGCCAAGAGAAUGAAAACGAAGAUGAAGAGUAAUUGGCUCUUCUCUGAACACACCUAGACACCAUGAAAUUUGUAUAAGUCAUGAAUUAUAUUUUUCCUUACAAAGCUUUAGUGCAAUUUUAAGGUUUUGCUUUUGGGUAACCUAACAUUUUGAUUUUGAAUGAAUGUGUGCAUGACUUGUGAGAGUGUGCAAGUAAAAUAAGCAAAAUGUUUUUAAAAUGUUUUGCUUUGUAUGAGGGGUGCUAGAAAAUGCAAAGUGCAAUAUUUUCCCUUAACUUGCAAACAUGGGGGCUUGGAUCAAUGUUUAAAUAACUUACCUUAUAGUAAAAACGUUGGUUCAAAUAAAUUUCUAUACCUGCUAUUUGCAUGUUUGUUGCUUUCUAUUAAAAGAUGUGGUUGUUUUA